AUGGGAAUUAAAAAGGAGGCACUUCGAAGAGCCCGAGAGGAGAAUAUCCUGAAGGAAGAGGAUAUGGUGAAACCAAAGAAGACCAAGCUGGAAUCUUCUUCCUCGAAGACAAGGCAGAUAAGGAAGCCAACACCUUCCUUCGAUGCUCAAAAUCCUAUCCCUCCACCUAAGCCUCAAUCAAAACCAUCUGUUAGGGAUGAGAAGAGGAAGAAAGGGAAACUUGGAAGAGUUUAUACAACAACCACUGCAGAAGAGGAAACUGAAUCUAAUGAAGUAGUGAGGGAAGUGAAGAAGAGUGCUACUGCUGCUAGGGUUGUGAAGUGGCAAUCCUUCGGUGGAAAUGAUAUUGAUAACAAUCAACAUAUUGCAGACUCCGGUGUAGCAAUUCAGGAUCCUCCGAUGAUGAAUGUUGAUUUAGAGAAGAUUACUGAGGAGGUUGGUGAUGAGAAGUUUUUUGGAGAUCUACAUGUUCCUCCAUUCUUGGAUGAUCUUUCUUUAGAUUGCCUUCUUUCACUUUUUGAUGUUGAUGAUAUUACCUUUGAUGAUGGUACCUUAGAGGAGUUUGAAUAUAAAGUAGAAAUUGAGCAUUACGAUGAUCCAAAAGCUCCUUGUAUAGCUCCUACUUCUCGAGUUGAUAUCACACAUUCAUCUUUUGUUGGUGAUUUUUAUGAGUCAUUGCGAGAGACCUCUUCCAAAUCAUCACUGGUAUCUUUUACGAACCAGACAGAAUCAUGGCAGAAAGAUAAAGAAAACCUUGCUUGCCAAGUAAGAGCUGGACAGGGAGGAAAUGAAUAUGAAUCUAAAUUUAAAAGCCUCGACCUUCCUGGUUUUGGGUUUCUGGAUAUGUGCUGUGUAUGCACAACGAGCCUUGCCUGUGGAGGAACAGACGAGGUACGCAAUGAUAGCCACGGCAUAAGUUGGACGUGUGAUAAUCUCUACAUCGAAUCUGGAGAAAGCAACACACCCUCAAAUUCAGCCAGUGCUCUUGAUUAUCAACUGCAACAUCUCCGCAGUUUUCCCCAAGGGAAACGAAAUUGCUAUGUCUUACCUGCAAACCAGGGAACCAAAUACCUAAUCCGCGCCUCUUUUCUUUACGGCAACUACGACGGCCUUCAGUCGGAGCCAAAAUUCGAGUUGCUUAUAGAUGCCAACCUCUGGACCACUGUUAUGAUAAACGAUGCGCGAGAUAUUGUUGUGAAGGAAGCGAUCAUGAUGGCGAGGACGACAUCAAUUGGAGUAUGUUUGGGGCGCAGCGGCACUGACACCCCCUUCAUUUCUUCGCUGGAGCUUCGACCCAUCAAGCCUUCCAUGUACGCUAUGGUCAGUCUUUCUUUCUCUAUGUUUGGCGUCCUGCGUGAAGACUGGGGAGGGCAAGAGGGCUCGUCGAUAAGAUAUCCUGACGAUGAGUUCGAUAGAAUCUGGACGACGCUAGGAGGUGGAUCGAAUUUAAUUCCCAUCAACACGUCUAAAAUGGUGGAUACUUCGGUUACAGAUGUACCAGCUUCUGUGAUGAGCACUGCCUUGGCUCCCCUCAACAUUUCAUUCCGUCAAUUCUAUUGGAUUCGAGAUUUUGAGCAAGCUGGUGGAUACUAUUUUGCCAUGUACUUCCUGGAGAUUCAGGAAUUGAAACCCAAAGAUAUCCGGGAGUUCAGUAUUAGCAUAGAUGGCGUUCAAUGGUAUGGAGACAACCUACGCCCUACAUACAGCGCAAUCACCGUUUAUUCAAAUCAAAGCUACCCAAUUUCUAAAAAGGGAUCAUGGAACUUUACGCUGAAUGCGACCUCCCGGUCGACGUUGCCCCCUCUCAUCAAUGCCUGGGAAGCCUAUCGCUUUAGCUCCCUUCUUCUCAAUGGCACUUACGUCGAUGAUGUGGUUACAGUUGUUGAUAUUGUAAGGUACUUUAAUCUAGAAAAGGAUUGGACAGGUGACCCUUGCAUACCAAAACAAUAUUCUUGGGAUUGGAUAAAUUGCAGCACAGAUUCUUCACCUAGAAUUAUUGCAGUGCAACUCUCAGGAAAGGGGCUUAAUGGCACGAUACCUGCCAGUUUCGGUGAUCUCUCUGCUCUUGUUAUAUUGGAUUUAUCAAACAAUAACUUGAGUGGUUCAAUACCAGAAGAGCUUAGCCAGUUAUCCAAUCUAAACGAAUUGAAUUUGGCAAACAAUAAGCUAACUGGAUCCAUCCCGGAGGGUCUUGCUAAUAAACAGCGAAAUGCAAAUCUGAAUUUAAGUGUCUAUGGGAAUAAUAUGGAUUGCCAAUCCAUUGUUUGCAAUAAUCCUUCUGCUAAAAAUAAUAGCAAGAAAACCGUUGUGUGGGGGACCAUAGCUGGAGUUGCAGCAGUUGCAAUUUUCAGUGCAGCAUUAGUGGUGUUCAUAAAAAGGAACAAGUCAACGAAGACUACUCCAUUAGUAGUGAGCACAACAAGUAAGACAGAAGAAAAAUCUGCGCAGUUAGCUCUUGUAAAAGUGGAAGGAAGCCGAUCAUACAGUUACCAAGAGGUGAUAGAGAUGACCGGUGAUUUCCACAAGCAGAUUGGAAAAGGAGGAUAUGGACCAGUUUACAUAGGUUGGCUUCGAGGCAAGGAAGUAGCAGUCAAAUUAUUAUCUGAUAAGUCACAUCAGGGUCCAAAAGAAUUUUCUACUGAGGUGGAUAUGCUCUCUAGAGUACACCAUAAGAAUUUGGUAAAAUUCAUUGGCUACUGCAUUGAGGAAGAGAAUAUGAUUCUAAUUUACGAAUUUAUGUCCAAUGGAGACCUGCGACACUCUCUCAAUGGCCAAAGUUUAUCUGAAAAAUGCCUCGAUUGGGAAACAAGGGUCAAUAUUGCAUUGGAUGCUGCUCAAGGUUUAGAGUAUUUACAUCAUGGCUGCAACCCAUGCAUUAUUCACAGAGAUGUGAAGAGCUCAAACAUCCUACUCAAUGAUCGCAUGGAGGCAAAAGUAGCAGAUUUCGGAUUGUCAAGAAUUGUUCCUUUGGAGGGAGCUACUCACAUAAGUACAGUAGUGAAAGGCACCACGGGAUAUAUAGACCCAGAAUAUUACAUUCUUCAUCGACUGACAGAAAAAAGUGAUGUAUAUAGCUUUGGGGUUGUUCUAUUAGAAAUUAUUUCUGGACAGCAUCCUGUGGUUCUUGAGUCCUCAGAUGGAGAAGCAGCUCACAUCACUAGCUGGACAAGGGAAUUCAUGUUGAGGGGAAAUAUAGAGAGAAUUGCAGAUCCUGCUAUGGAAAAGAAGUAUAAGAUAGAGGACUUAUGGAAAUUAGCAGAGUUAGCCAUGGUAUGUUGUUCAAACCAGUCAGUGCAGAGGCCGACAAUGAGUGAGGUGGUGAUGGAAUUGAAGGAAUCGAUGGUAUCGUCAUCCCACUCGAAUCCAAGCUCAGAACUUCCACAGUGGAGAUCCCCAACUAAUCUUUCUCCUUCACGUGAAGACCCAUACCUAUCGUUGUUAAAUCCCCGGCCAAGAUAAUGAUCGAGGAGAAAUCACAAAUGAAAGUUCCUCUGAUUGGGACCGUAAGAAAAAUAGACGGCUUUGAGUAAACUCUUAUGAGCUGCAACGGCGUGGUUUUCAAUGAUUCAUUCAGGCAUAUUUAUUUUGUUACUGCAGAUGUUUGUAGUAUCUGCUUAUUGAUUUUUUGGGCGUGGACAUUUCCACUGAUAAAUUGGCUCUGCGUGCAUGUUUCCAUUUUAGGAUCAAUUAAGCCUAGAAUUUAACGUGCGCGGCCUGCUUUUACAGAUUGAAGUACGAAUUUUUUAUUUUA
This is a messenger RNA of Cryptomeria japonica (Japanese cedar), 3751 nucleotides long. RefSeq names its product putative leucine-rich repeat receptor-like serine/threonine-protein kinase At2g19230. The record is from RefSeq and is a predicted model, not a curated record. The transcript is spliced from 18 exons. NCBI's taxonomy places the organism in Eukaryota, Viridiplantae, Streptophyta, Pinopsida, Cupressales, Cupressaceae. Gene Ontology annotation, molecular function: protein kinase activity; ATP binding; protein binding. The coding region runs from base 1 to 3459 and encodes 1152 amino acids. Gene Ontology annotation, biological process: protein phosphorylation.